GGCAGUGUAGGGACUUCAGAACUGGAUGAUGUGCUCUUUCUUCCUGGUUUUAGUCAGAACAGCAGCAGCUUUCCAGAAUAUAUUGAUUUUUUUAGGCAGACACCGUUGUCUAAAGACAAAAGCGUUGAUGAGAUUCUCUAGACCUUUUUGGGACAUUAUGUCUUCAGGUGUUAGAAGGCCAACUUUGUAACUGUCUUUAUGUUGUUCUGAAAGUUAAGGUCCAUCACCACACCCAGAUUUCAGACCUGACCAACAGUUUCUAGCUGUAAUAAUUAAAAUAAUUGUGUGUUGAAUCUAGAUCAUUCCUAUUUCAGUUAAAACACUUGAAUGGGUUUAUUCAAGUGUUUAAGGACUAUAAACAGGACAUUUUAAUGUAAAGCUGUGUAUGAUGAUCUAUGUAGUGAUCGUAACUUAUACUUGUUAUAAUCUGAGCAACAGGGAGUAUAUAGGUAAUAAAUAAGAGGGACCCCAGAAUUGAAUCUUAUGGUGUUCCAUGAGAAAAAUCGAAAUGAUUUUACCUGUGUACACUUGUAUACUUUUUUUUACUUUUUAGGUUUACCAACAUCUGUUUUGCUCGCCUCAGGAGUUAAAAAUGGGACUGGAAGAAAUCAAAACCAAACCAAAUUCAGGAUCUGAGAGUUCUGAUCAUAGCGUUGCUUUUCUCCUGAUUUACAUGAUCUGUUUAGGUCCUCUGGCCACCGGAUUUUCCCUGAAGAGUUGCAGGGUCAGCCAGAAUGCGGCCAUAUGUACAGACAGCCAACUCAAAUUUGUUCCUCAAGACAUUCCACCAACUGUGACAGGUUUUGAUUUGUCUAAAAACCAAAUCUCAAGAAUACAACGUUCAGAUUUCACAAAUCUAAUGGUUCUAGAAGAUUUAAAUCUUUGUAAAAACCACAUUUCAAAGAUAGACAGCGGUGCUUUUGUCAACUUGAUCUCCCUUCGGAAGUUGACUCUGAACAACAACAAGCUCGUUAAGCUAGGAGAGUUGGCUUUUGAUGGGUUGGGCAACCUCACUGAGUUAAGACUUAACACUAACAAGAUCACAGCAUUGUCACCCACUGCUUUUCAGAGCUUGACCAGGUUAAUACUUUUGGAUAUUUCUCAGAACAAACUGGAAACGAUAUCAAAUCUUCGUCUGAUUUUGCAGCACAUGCCACAACUGCAGGAGUUGGUGAUAAGAACGAAUGUUUUAAGAACCUUUCAGUCAUGGAAACUUACCAACCGCUCGCUGGAUCUCCAGGCUUUGGAUUUGUCCCAUAAUCCCAUAAGAGACUUCAGGGUCACUGCCAACAUCUUCCCAAAUCUGACUUGCCUCAUCAUCGGUGACAAGUUCAGCGUCAUACCAAUGAAAUGGGACGUGAAAAACAAAACUUUUCUCAGACAGCUGUCCAGUCUUGAUGUCAGCGGGCUUCAUACGUCUCCUGAAAACAUGGAAGCAUUACUCAAAACGGUGAACUCCUCACUAACAUCUCUAGCGCUGAACAAUAUAAAACGCAAUCGGACGCAACUGAUCAACCUCUCUUGCUCCAUCCCAACUGUGUCCAAAUUGCAGUUUCGAAGCAACAAUCUUAGAACAGUCUCUUCGUAUUACUUUAAGCCGUGUGUCAAUGUAGUAGAAUUAGAUUUAUCAGAGAAUCACAUUAAAAUUAUCGAUGAGAACGCAUUCACAUCUAUGAGAAAUUUAACAACUUUGAGGCUGAGUAAGAACAAACUUUCAUCAGUUCCUACUGCAAUACGAACUCUGCAAAAUCUCUCCCAACUUGAUCUCAGCAACAACAUGAUCAGCACUCUGACCUGUCAAGAUUUCUCCAAUCAGACGAGACUGAAGGAAUUAAGUCUGCAGAACAACUCCAUCUUUAAGUUGACUGAAUGUGCUUUCAAGGGUUUGGUACAUCUCCAAAUUCUCAGAUUGCAAUCCAGUCAGAUUACUGAUUUAAAAGGGGCUUUUAAAACCUCUUUGCCAAAACUGAAACAACUGCUUUUGAAUGGAAAUAAACUCACUGCUAUUAGAAAGGGGGAAUUUGAAGGAUUAAAGUCUCUUUGGAGUUUGUCUCUACAUCAAAAUCAAAUAAAGAUCCUUGAUAAAGGUUGCUUUGUUGGACUAUUGAACCUUACUGACAUUAGGCUCCAGUCAAAUGGUAUUACAACUGGUACCUUAAAAACAAGUCCGUUCAAGGGUCUCUCUAACCUAAAAAGAUUGUAUUUAAACGAUAAUCACAUCAAAGGUUUUAAUAUUACACCAUUUUCUGAUCUUCACCAGUUGGAAGAGUUGUCUCUUCAUGGCCAGCACUACAGGGGAAAGUCUAGCCUACCUUCCAACUUCCUCCAUGGACUAAGCCGUCUUUUAAGUUUUAAUGCUAGGAACUCCCAGCUAAUUAAUGUCGACAAAGACACAUUUGUGAACACACCUAAUCUGGAAAGACUUGAUUUGAGCUCAAAUGACUUGGAGAACCUGACGGCAGAGCUGUUUGCCCCAAUUCGAAACCUUAAAAGCCUCUACAUAUCCAGAAUUGCUGUUCACUCACUAGAUUUCCUUGCAGAAGCCAACCUGACCAAGCUGGAGUUCCUGCAGGGAAGACACAACCAAUACUCAGUCGUGACUAAAGACAUAAUAAAGUCGCUCCCAUCUCUUCAGUAUUUGGAUUUUAAAUAUAAUAGUUUCUACUGUGAGUGCAUUAAUGCCUGGUUCGUCAACUGGACAAUAUUCAGCAAACGGACGCAGGAUGUCAACUUCAUCUGCUUUGUUUCAACCACAUCUACGAUCCUCUUCGUCAUGGCUGCAUCCUUCAUUUACCACUUCAUGAGGUGGCAGCUGUACUAUGCCUAUUACCUCUUCUUGGGUUGGCUUUUUGACUCGAAGUAUAAAAAUAAGCAAGUUCCUCAUCAGUACGAUGCCUUUAUCUCCUAUAACCACCACGAUGAGCCUUGGGUGAUUGGUGAACUGUUACCUAAACUGGAAGGAGAGCAGGGAUGGAAAUUGUGUCUGCACCAUCGAGACUUUGAACCAGGAAAGCCGAUCACACAAAACAUCACGGACGCCAUCUACGGAAGUAGGAAGACCAUCUGCGUCAUCAGCAGAAGAUACCUGGAGAGCGAGUGGUGCUCCAGAGAGGUCCAGACAGCCAGUUUCCGUCUCUUUGACGAGCAGAAGGAUGUGCUGAUCCUGGUGUUUUUGGAGGACAUUCCCACCUACCUGCUGUCUCCUUUCCACCGAAUGAGGAAGCUGCUGAAGAAGCAGACUUAUCUGAGCUGGCCGCGCGCCGCAGACCACCCAGAGGUAUUCUGGGAAAACCUGAGGAAGGCUCUGCAGACCGGAAACGAUCCAAAUGAGGAAAACUUCCUCAGUUUGACACAGGAAUGAGAAGGACAUAUCUUUACGACUGGAGAACAAAGAACAACUGAGGAAUAUCUAAUAUUUUCUAUCAAUUUUGUCUUAUUAUACUUUUAAUCUGUGUGUAUUUAUUGGUUGUAUUAUGUUGUGUUAUGUAACGCUCUAGUUUUGUUUUUCCCAUUUAAUUCAUUACUGGGCUUAUACUUUUUGAUAGUGUUGCUCUAUAAAUACUUUUUUUUUAUUAAACUUUUAUAGAAAUAUGUCUAUUGUUUCAAAUUAGUUCCACAAAAGUUUGUUCUGUAAAAACAAAGCAAUGUCUCAUUAAUAAUUAUUCACCCAGUUUGGAAAUUCAGGUGUUACACCAGCAAAGUGGCAGGAAACUGAGACAUGUAGGUUCACAAAAAGAUUAAAAUAAUAUAAAAAUAUGUAGAAAAACAGAAAUAAUAGUAUACUCUACAGUAAGGGCAACAUUUCAACAUAAAAUAAUACAACACAAUGUAUAAAAUGUGCUAUUGUAUUUGUGCA
Molecule: messenger RNA, 3856 nt
Organism: Gambusia affinis (western mosquitofish)
Lineage: Eukaryota; Metazoa; Chordata; Actinopteri; Cyprinodontiformes; Poeciliidae
Product: toll-like receptor 13
Exons: 4
Coding region: 593-3361 (922 amino acids)
Biological process (GO): immune response; toll-like receptor signaling pathway; inflammatory response
Cellular component (GO): membrane
Molecular function (GO): protein binding; transmembrane signaling receptor activity
Source: RefSeq, a predicted model, not a curated record